CAACAUCCCGGAUUCCUGUGCAACACGACAGAAUAUAUUUCCGAAAACACUUAAGUUGAAUUGCUGAAGGUGUUUUUUGUUUACACACACACAACUGGACCCAUACGGUGAUACCGGACGCUUCUCGCGGCCCAGGUCCGGUUCUGGGCCCUCGAGUAAUCAGAUCUGUGGGUGGUUCUUCCUCUUCUCAGCCGGCUGUUGCUUCUGUCAUACUUUAACAAAAACACGGACGCUGUAAUAAAGGAUCAAAUUUGAUGCCAUCAAAUUUAUUUGCACCAUCUUGACGCGCAAACUUUUUAAUUAAUAGUUUUAUACUGUACAGAUAAAGAUGGAUUUUAACGUGAAGAGAUUUGCAGCGGACGCUGGUACUUUAUUCAGUCGGGCGGUGCAAUUCACAGAAGAAAAAUUCGGCCAGGCAGAGAAGACAGAACUGGACGCACAUUUGGAGACUCUCCUCACUAGAGCUGAAUGCACUAAACACUGGACAGAGAAGAUUUUGAAGCAAACAGAAGUGCUACUGCAACCAAACCCAAAUGCCAGAAUAGAAGAAUUAUUGUAUGAGAAACUCGACAAGAAGGCCCCAACACGGAUGAACAACCAUGAGCUUAUGGGUCAGUCUAUGAUCGACUCUGGGAAUGAAUUUGGGCCAGGAACAGCCUAUGGAAAUGCUCUGAUAAAGUGUGGCGAGACAGAAAAGCAGAUCGGAGGAGCGGAACGAGAGUUCAUUCAGAGCUCUGCCAUUAAUUUCCUUACGCCUUUCCGCAACUUUCUAGAAGGAGAUUUCAAGACUAUAUUGAAAGAGCGCAAACUGCUUCAGAACAAACGACUGGACCUUGAUGCAGCAAAGACCAAGCUAAAGAAAGCAAAAAUGGCUGACGCCAGAGCUGUGGCCGAGCAGGAUCUGAAGAUGACGCAGAGUGAGUUCGACAGACAGGCGGAGAUCACCAGGCUUCUUCUGGAAGGAAUCAGCAGUACACAUGCGCAUCAUCUCCGCUGCCUUAAUGACUUUGUGGAGGCUCAGAUGACAUAUUACGCUCAGUGUUACCAGUACAUGGUCGACCUCCAAAAGCAGUUGGGAAACUUUCCUUCAGCUUUCACUUCCAACAACAACCAGUCGACAGCCAGCGGUGGAGCCAGUGUUUCUGUACCCAUCCUGCCACUAUCGACUCCUCUUCCUUCCACCACAAGCAACACGUCCUCAGGUUUCACCGAAAUGCAGAACUUCAGCGGGAGCCGUAAAGCGCGGGUGCUGUACGAUUACGACGCCGCCGGUAGCAAUGAACUCUCCUUAUUGGCCGAUGAGGUGAUCAUGGUGAGCAGCGUUCCAGGCAUGGACUCUGAUUGGCUGAUGGGGGAACGUGGGAGUCAGAAGGGAAAAGUGCCUAUUACCUAUUUGGAGCUGUUAAAUUAAGAGGAAUUGAGAGUUGUUGGAACCAAAACGGAGAGGUAUGGUGUAAUCCAGCUGUGCUGCGUAACAUAUGCAACGUUUGACGUCUUGUUGCUGCUCAUAUGCAACAGUUUUUCAUCGGACGUGACGUCUUAAAGUCCCAGUUUGGUAAGAGGUUCUAACUCGAGGGCUGUUUACAUUAAUUAUUGCAGAAUAUUUAAAAACAAACAAA
Molecule: messenger RNA, 1619 nt
Organism: Danio aesculapii
Lineage: Eukaryota; Metazoa; Chordata; Actinopteri; Cypriniformes; Danionidae
Gene: sh3glb1a
Product: SH3-domain GRB2-like endophilin B1a
Exons: 9
Coding region: 329-1411 (360 amino acids)
Biological process (GO): membrane organization
Cellular component (GO): membrane; cytoplasm
Molecular function (GO): protein binding
Source: RefSeq, a predicted model, not a curated record